GGAUCGCUAUGCAGUUGGCUUUUGUUAGAAUUUGAUCAGUUUGAUGUGGAGGAGCAUAAUUCAUUCAGGGGUUUGGGAGUCCUAUACCUGAUUUACAUUAGUUGUUGAUAAUUAGGGGAGGAAGCGCUUAUCCUCCCCAACAAUGGAAGAAGACAGCCAAAGAAUUGGUGGCCACUUUUCUGGUUUGGCUGUAAUAUUAUCCCGUGAGGAUCAGAGAGAUAGUCCUCAGUCAAGCCGUCUCAUUUCAUAUUUUGAUGAUAUUGGCUUCCAAUCUGUAGAACGAACUCUUGAGCAUAUAUUUGACCUUCCUUACAAAUCUGUUCGACCAUUGCCUACUCCAAUUGAAGCUACUCUAAUCCAUUCUAUUUUGAAGAAUGAUAUCUGCAAAUUUCGGGUUAAACAGGAAGCUGAUCUUCACAACAGAGAAGGGAUAUGUAUCACUGAUAGUGGUUGUGGACCCCACAAUAUUGCCAUUGAUGAUGCCAGUAUCUGCGGUGGUAUCAGGUUUAUCAAGCAACCUUUGAUUAUAGAGAGCCAUGCGGUGUUCAGUAGUGUGAGGGCAAAUGCUUGUGUUUGGACAGGGAAAUGGAUGUAUGAAAUAAUUUUGGAAACUUCAGGAAUACAGCAGCUUGGGUGGGCUACACUUUCGUGCCCCUUCACGGAACAUAAGGGUGUUGGGGAUGCUGAAGAUUCAUAUGCUUUUGAUGGGAGGAGGGUUAAAAAAUGGAAUAAGGAGGCCGAGACAUAUGGUCAGUCAUGGGUUGUUGGCGAUGUCAUUGGUUGCUGUAUAGAUUUGGAUCAUAAUGAGAUAUCAUUUUAUAGGAAUGGUCUCCCGCUUGGAGUUGCAUUUGAUAAUGUUCGCAAGAUGGCUCCUGGACUUGGUUAUUAUCCAGCCAUUUCUCUUUCUCAGGGUGAGCGUUGCGUUUUGAAUUUUGGGACCCACCCUUUUAAAUACCCCAUUGAGGGGUUCCAUUCUCUUCAAGGUCCUCCCACAGUGAGCCCUCUUGCCACACACUUACUGCAAUGUUUGUUGAGAUUAUUGGAACUGCAACAGAUGGAGAAAUCUGAUUCUACUUCUGUUGAGAAACUGGGAAGAUUGAAGAGGUUUGCACCAAUCAAAGAAUUAUUCCACCAGAUUGCUCAUGCAAUCUGUGAGGAAUUCUUCUUUGCAGUUGAUAUGGAUUUGGGAAGUGUGGAAUAUGUUUGUUGGGGUCCACUUGUAUCAUUCUUGAUGGAUGUAUUUAAAAAGCAGGCUCCACAUGAUUAUGAGAGCUUAGAUGGGGUUAUUGAUCUCUUUUUAGAAUUUCGAGGAUCUUGUAUGAUGUUCCAACAUGUCAUUAGCUCUCUCUCUUGCAGUUGCAAAAUAGCAACCCUGGUUCUGACAGAAUGCCCAUAUUCAGGGUCAUACUCUUAUCUUGCAUUGGUGUGUCACGUACUAAGACGCGAAGAACUGAUGGUACUUUGGUGGGAAUCACCGGAUUUUGAGUUCUUGUUUGAAGGGUUUCUAUCAAGGAAGGGUUUGAACAAGCAAGAUCUGCAGUGCUUGAUGCCAUCUGUUUGGUGGCCUGGAUCAUCUGAGGAUGUGUCCUAUGAAGGUAGCAUGAUGCUGGCAACUACAACUUUGUCUGGAGCAGUCAGUAAGAUUGAGGAGAUGCAUCGGAAAUUUUGUUGCUUGGUCAUACAGUUCAUACCUCCAAUUACACCUCCACAGUUACCUGGAUCAGUUUUCGUGACAUUUUUACAUAACGUAUUAUUGAAGAAUAGAGGUGCUGAUCGCAACCCUCCACCUCCUGGAGUUCCUAGCAGUUCUGUUGUUGUUUCUCUGUACACAGUGAUCCUCCAUUUCCUAUCUGAAGGGUUUCCAGAGGGAGAUAUCUAUAGAUGGAUAAAGGGUACCGGAACAAAAGCUGGAGGUGAUGUAGGUUUUCUUCAUAGGGGAGGUCACCGUAGCUUCCCUUUAGGUCUUUUCCUUAAAAAUGAUCCUCAUCGCACUGACAUUUCUCGGCUUGGGGGAUUAUUCAAUCACCUAUUGACAUCACAUCCUGUGAGUGAUGGAGAAACUGAGGUACUUCGUUGGGAGGAAGGUUGUAUGGAUGACGAAGAAACAAAAAUCACACACUCCACCAAGUACAAGCCAUGUUGCUGUUCAAGUUCUGAUUUUGACUUUACGAGGAUCACGAAGGAUCCAAUUCAGCUCAGAUCCAAAGGAUCACAGGCUUUUUGCAGCCCUAUUCCAGAGAGAUCUGCUCAUGUUGGUGCAGAGUGCAGUUCUGGAAGUUUGAAUGAUGAUAUGAUGGAUAAACCCAGUUCAAGUGACCAAUCAGAACCUGAAUUUUCAUAUCGACCAUUGCAACAUCAUCUGAGGAAUGUACCAAUGAGGACAAGUCAUUUGUCUUCAGCAACACUAAGAGAAGAGGAACUUUUUGAUGCUAUGCUGCUAUUAUAUCACAUAGGUCUUGCUCCUAAUUUUAAACAGGCAUCAUACUACAUGUCUCAUCAGUCACAGUCAAUAUCUCUUUUGGAGGAAACUGACAAACAAAUAAAAGAAAGAGCUUGUGGUGAACAACUAAAGAGUUUGAAGGAGGCUCGAAAUGCUUAUCGAGAAGAAUUAAUUGAUUGUGUUAGACAAUGUGCAUGGUAUCGCAUAUCUCUGUCUUCUCAAUGGAAGCAAAGAGGAAUGUAUGCGACAUGCAAGUGGAUUGUUGAGUUGCUCUUGGUUCUUAGCAAGAUGGGUUCACUGUUCAUUUAUAUCCCGGAGUUUUAUCUUGAAGCACUGGUUGAUUGCUUCCAUGCAUUGCGCCGGAGUGAUCCUUCAUUCGUUCCUUCUGCAGUUUUUCUCAAACAUGGACUUACUUCAUUUGUCACUUUUAUUGUUACCCACUUCAAUGAUUCACGGAUAUCAAGUGCAGCUUUAAGAGAUCUUCUUAUUCAAUCUAUUUCAGUCUUGGUACAGUACAAGGACUAUUUGGUUGCUUUUGAGAGUAAUGCAGCAGCUGUUCAGACUCUGCCCAGAGCAUUGCUUUCAGCAUUUGACAACAGAUCCUGGAUUCCUGUAACAAACAUUCUUUUACGACUUUUCAAAGGUUUUGGAUUUGGUCCUUCAAAGAAUGGAGAAUCAUCUACAUCAAAUGUUUUCCAGGGUUUAUUACGGGACACAUGCAUCCAUGAUGAAGCAUUAUUCUCAGCUUUCCUCAAUCGACUCUUCAACACUCUCAGCUGGACUAUGACUGAAUUCUCUGUUUCUGUUCGAGAGAUGCAAGAAAAAUAUCAGGUGUUGGAGUUGCAGCAAAGGAAGUGUAUUAUCAUAUUUGAUCUCUCAUGCAAUCUUGCGAGAGUCUUGGAAUUCUGUACCCAUGAGAUCCCUCAGGCAUUCCUUGCAGGGUCUGAUAUGAACCUUCGAAGAUUAAUUGAGUUGAUUGUGUUUAUUUUGAACCAAGUAACUUCAGCGGCAGAUGCUGAAUUUUUCGACAUGCCACUUAGGCGACUAGGCCAUUCUCAGGAGAAAAUAAACCGAGGCAUGGUCUUAGCACCUCUUGUCGGGAUUAUCUUGAAUUUGCUGGAUGCUAAUCUUGAUCCAGAAUCGCAGAAUGAUCUUCUGGCAGUCUUUGCUAGCAUGGACUGCCCUGUUACUGUUCAGUGCGGAUUCCAGUACCUAUUGGAGUAUAACUGGGCUGGAACCUUGAGAGGAGACACUUCUGCUACCAGACUCGGGCAGCUUCAGCAAUUCUCUGGCCUCCUUAGAAGCAGGACAGAAUCAACGAAAGCAGGGGGGAUGAUUUCUGGUGGUGAGGCUGAGAUGGAUAAUGAUGACCAGUGCUGCAUUUGCUAUAAUUCUGUGGCGAAUGCUAGAUUUGAGCCAUGUUCUCAUAGGUCGUGCCAUGGCUGCAUAACCAGGCACCUUCUAAACUGCCAAAGGUGUUUCUUUUGCAAUGCUACGGUCAUGGAAGUGCUCAGGGAUGAUGAGAAGACUGUGUAAAGGGUGAUAGACUUUGUCUAGGUUGGCCAUGUCGCGGAUCUGGUUUUUGAUCCAUCAAACAGAUUGAGGCCUCAACAAACAGAAGGCGUUGAGGAGUUUCAGAUGUGUGGCAAAUGUGAUCCAAAGA
Molecule: messenger RNA, 4103 nt
Organism: Telopea speciosissima
Lineage: Eukaryota; Viridiplantae; Streptophyta; Magnoliopsida; Proteales; Proteaceae
Product: E3 ubiquitin-protein ligase RKP-like
Exons: 10
Coding region: 143-3976 (1277 amino acids)
Biological process (GO): ubiquitin-dependent protein catabolic process; protein ubiquitination
Cellular component (GO): ubiquitin ligase complex; cytoplasm
Molecular function (GO): ubiquitin-ubiquitin ligase activity; protein binding
Source: RefSeq, a predicted model, not a curated record